GUCCGAGCCUGCCCACCACCACCAGUCCACCGCUCCGCUCCUCUCCACUGCCGCCGCCACCGCACCCCAAAACCCCCGCCCCGGCCGGAGGGGAGGAGAGCGACCGAGAGGAGGAAGCGGGCGACCGGCCGGCGGAGAUGCAGAUCUUUGUGAAGACGCUGACGGGGAAGACCGUCACGCUGGAGGUCGAGAGCAGCGACACCAUCGCCAACGUCAAGGCCAAGAUCCAGGACAAGGAAGGAAUCCCACCGGACCAGCAGCGGCUCAUCUUCGCGGGGAAGCAGCUGGAGGACAACCGCACGCUGGCCGACUACAGCAUCCAGAAGGAGUCCACGCUGCACCUGGUGCUUCGCCUCCGCGGUGGCGGCAGGGGCGGCUACCCUACCAUGACCGUACCGUGGGACCUCAUCAACCUUGCCCGCAAGCACAAUGAGAAGAAGAUGGUCUGCCGCAGUUGCUAUGCGCGCCUUCCCUUUAGGUCCACAAACUGCCGCAAGAAGAAGUGUGGCCACACCAACGAGCUGAGGUCAAAGAAGAAGUUCAUCUCCAAGUUUCAGAACGGUCCGUGAACGGUUUGGAAAUCGAGCGAAGUGACAUUCUGGAGUGCUGAACCUUAUUUACUCUCCUGCUGUUUCAAUGCGUGCAGUGGCAUGCCUGAGAAUCUAGUGAAAUCCUUUUGGCUGAAUGCUGAAACUUUUGUCACUGUUUUCUGAAUGCUGCUUGAGUUGUUCAGCUUGGAAGGAAGAUGAGAACAAUUAGUUGGGCAAAGGCAUCUAUAUUGUUUCUGAUUGUCUCUUAUGUGAAUUGCAGAUGCAUGAUACAGAAUAGUCGCCUGUUAGUGAUUAACUCACUAGCAGUGGUAGCACUUGCUACUUAUUGGUGACAAACUCAAAGGCAGCAACAGUAACUGGUGAUGAACUUGCUUGCGGCAUUUGAGUCAUCGCUGUUGGGUAAGGACGACAGGGUGUGCAUUUGAUCAAGUGAUCUUUGAGUUGCGCUCCGUACUGGCUCUGUUUCAUCCAUUGGUUAUGUAGUACACACUAGCAAACUUCACUGGUUUAACUGUUGCGGCCGGCCAAAGUUCUUUUGGCUGGAUGAAAAACUUUUGUCACUC
Panicum virgatum (switchgrass) is the source of this 1114-nucleotide messenger RNA. RefSeq names its product ubiquitin-like. The record is from RefSeq and is a predicted model, not a curated record. The transcript is spliced from 5 exons. Gene Ontology annotation, molecular function: ubiquitin protein ligase binding; structural constituent of ribosome; protein tag activity. Gene Ontology annotation, biological process: protein ubiquitination; modification-dependent protein catabolic process; translation. Gene Ontology annotation, cellular component: ribosome; nucleus; cytoplasm. NCBI's taxonomy places the organism in Eukaryota, Viridiplantae, Streptophyta, Magnoliopsida, Poales, Poaceae. The coding region runs from base 138 to 569 and encodes 143 amino acids.